AUGAGAAGACUUGUACAUUGUCUUUUAGUGUGUCUUCGGCUGAAGUUGGAACAGCUGAUUAAUCGGCUGAAGUUGGAACAGCUGAUUAAUCGGCUGAAGUUGGAACAGCUGAUUAAUCGGCUGAAGUUGGAACAGCUGAUUAAUCGGCUGAAGUUGGAACAGCUGAUUAAUCGGCUGAAGUUGGAACAGCUGAUUAAUCGGCUGAAGUUGGAACAGCUGAUUAAUCGGCUGAAGUUGGAACAGCUGAUUAAUCGGCUGAAGUUGGAACAGCUGAUUAAUCGGCUGAAGUUGGAACAGCUGAUUAAUCGGCUGAAGUUGGAACAGCUGAUUAAUCGGCUGAAGUUGGAACAGCUGAUUAAUCGGCUGAAGUUGGAACAGCUGAUUAAUCGGCUGAAGUUGGAACAGCUGAUUAAUCGGCUGAAGUUGGAACAGCUGAUUAAUCGGCUGAAGUUGGAACAGCUGAUUAAUCGGCUGAAGUUGGAACAGCUGAUUAAUCGGCUGAAGUUGGAACAGCUGAUUAAUCGGCUGAAGUUGGAACAGCUGAUUAAUCGGCUGAAGUUGGAACAGCUGAUUAAUCGGCUGAAGUUGGAACAGCUGAUUAAUCGUUCAUUCUGUGUUAGUAGAUUUGAUUAG
This is a messenger RNA of Schistocerca piceifrons (Central American locust), 633 nucleotides long. RefSeq lists its product as uncharacterized. The transcript has a single exon. The record is from RefSeq and is a predicted model, not a curated record. Bases 1 to 633 code for a protein of 210 amino acids. NCBI's taxonomy places the organism in Eukaryota, Metazoa, Arthropoda, Insecta, Orthoptera, Acrididae.